Colletotrichum spaethianum is the source of this 1767-nucleotide messenger RNA. RefSeq names its product efflux pump dotC. Gene Ontology annotation, molecular function: transmembrane transporter activity. Lineage: Eukaryota; Fungi; Ascomycota; Sordariomycetes; Glomerellales; Glomerellaceae. The coding region runs from base 1 to 1767 and encodes 588 amino acids. The transcript is spliced from 2 exons. Gene Ontology annotation, biological process: transmembrane transport. The record is from RefSeq and is a predicted model, not a curated record.
AUGAAGGAAGAUGCGCCAAUCACCGGCGACAACACCACCGCGCAACCAGCGCAACAGGUGCUUUGCACAGAAUCAACAUCGAGCGACAAUGAGGCGACCACGUUGGCAUCCCCGGCCGAACGACCGCAACCAAAAGACGACAGCGAUGUGGAGAGUGUUGGCGGACAGAGGAAUACCAUGUCGCGAAAGCGCAUGCUGCUAGCCUUCUCUGCAUUGUCUGUUUGCCUCUUUGUGUCCUUCAUCGAUCAAACCAGCGUUUCGACAGCAGUGCCGGCGAUAGCGGGUGACCUCGACACCGGCACGGCGACAUCAUGGAUCGGGACGUCGUUUCUCAUCGCGUCAACCGCUUUCCAGCUCAUCAACGGACGACUCUCCGACAUUUUUGGCCGCAAGAACCUGCUCAUGAUUUGUCUGUUGUUGAUGGCUGUCGGCGACAUUCUCUGCGGAUUCUCAAAGACGAAGGAGCAGCUUUUUGCGUUUCGGGCCAUUGCGGGUAUUGGAGGCGGUGGCAUCAACAGCAUUGUCAUGAUCAUCGUUAGUGAUAUCACGACGUUGGAGAAUCGAGGAAAAUACCAAGGUGUGCUUGGUGCUGUUCUCGCUCUCGCAAACGGAGUCGGCCCCUUCGUCGGAGGCGCAGUCGUGCAAGAGUCAACCUGGAGAUGGGUUUUCUGGAUGGUCCCAAUCAUCAGCGCCCCGGCAGCCGUCACCAUCCUCUUUUGCCUGCCGCUCAAACACCAGUCUGGCAACUACGCGGAGAAGGUCAAGAAGAUUGACUACGGCGGCAUCGCACUGAACAUGGCCUCGACUCUGCUGGUCUUGGUCCCGCUCUCCGGCGGCGGUGUGUCCUACCCAUGGUUUUCGCCUUUCGUGAUCGCAGCCGUAACUGUUGGUGCCGUUCUGGCUGUGCUCUUUGUCUUGUACGAAUGGAAGGUUCCAAAGCUUCCCAUCAUGCCUCUACGCUUGUACCAAGCACCGCAUUGCAGCUACCUCUUUGGCCAAACGUUCCUGAUGGGCCAGGCAUACUUUGGCAAUCUCUUUUACCUGCCGAUAUACUUCCAGUCGAUCCUCAAGUUCUCGCCUCUCGCCGCCGGUGCGAUGAUUCUACCUGUCAUCAUCACGACGUCGGCGCUGUCCAUUCUCUCUGGUCAGUACAUGCUUCGACUCGGGCUGUAUAUGCCCUGCAUUUUCGUAGGUUUUUUCCUGUGGACUCUGGGCAACGGGCUCACAAUUUUGUUCGACCGCGACACCGGACUCGGCGAGCUCAUUGGGAUUCUCAUCAUUGUCGGCGCGGGCAUCGGUCUCACCCUGCAGCCGACGUUGGUAGGCAUGUAUGCCAAUUCUCGAAGCGAGGACCGCGCCGUGACCACCGGGCUGCGGAACUUCAUCCGUACCAUAGGAGGUGCGUUCGGGCUCGUCAUUUCCGGCGUCAUCCUCUCGAAUACCCUGAAACGGGACCUCCACGGCAAAGACUUCAUCUCGGACAGCUUGAUCGCGGAACUCACGUCUUCCACGUACACACUGGGCGAGAAAGGCUUCACUGAGGAGGAGCAGACGGUUAUUCUCAAGGCAUACAUGAAGGGCUUGCAUUACAUUUUCAUCUACUACGUUGUCUGCUCUGGCCUCAGCUUGGUGUUGACGCUCGGGGUGGGCAACACCAGUCUAAAGGCGAAGAAGCCGGCGCAGGCCGAGGAGGCGGCGGAGGUUCCGAACGAAUCACAGGCGGAGCCUCCAAGGACCGAAAAUGAGAAGGGCGACAAGAAAAGUUAG